ACUGUAUCUACAGCUCCAUCACAUCAACAAUGAACAUGACGACAACGCUGCCAUUGGUGGGUGGACGUGAGGAGAAGCCGCAGCAGACGCAGACGCAAGCCCAGCAACCACGCAAGAAGCACGCGAAGCUAUUCCACAAGAAGAGUCGGACUGGCUGCCAACGAUGUCGAAUCCGUCGUGUCAAGUGUGAUGAAGCCAAGCCCAUCUGCAACAAUUGCACACGACUGGACCUCGAGUGCGGCUAUGGGCCUCCCGCAAGCUCCCCCGCGAGCGAAGGCGAUGCCGUCAGUACCUCGACUGCAUUAAGCGUCGAACACGAUCUGGUCGAUUCGCAUGGCAUCCUUUACCUUCCCGAAACAGAAGCCCGUCGAAAGCUCGAGCUCGAGCUCUUCUACCACUACGCCACAGAAACAGCCCCGACCCUGGGCACAGAGAAAUCCGCCCAAGACUUCAUUGGCCCAGCCCUAUGCCGCGCGGCACUGCAGUCCGAUGCCGUCCUCUACGGACUCUGCAUGCUGUCGGCACUUCACAAGGCGUACAAGUCCAAUUUCAGCGAGCCGCAGCACAUGCAGCAUCAUUCCACAUAUCUCAACCUCACCCUCCAGUCGCAUCACAAGCACGUGGCUCGCCUAGAUAUCGACAAUGUGGAUUAUUCCUGCAUGGUCUCGAGUACUCUUCGCGUCUAUGCCUACGUACAGCUGCAGCGGCGAGAGCUGGAGCCCUAUACGCCACCUAUAGAGUGGCUGCGCAUGUCCAAUACCAGCACCAUUGUGUUUCGUAAAGCCCUCGCCUUGAUUGAGAAGAACCCCGGCUCUCUCAGCGGAAGGUUGACGCUUGAGAUAUCUCACCAUCUGGAUGAGAAGCGGAGGCUGGAGCACUCUGACGAACUGCUUUACCUUUUGCGACGCCAAGAGCCACACGAGCUGGAAGAAGAGUGGGAUGACGACGUCUACCACGUCUACAGACGCACGCUCAGCUGCUUCGGCUGGGUCUGGAAGCACAGAUUCGUCAGCCCUCCACCCCCCGGCAUGUCUCGGAGAAUAUAUCUCUUCCCCAUGAUAGUGGACGCCCAGUUUGUGGAUUACGUGGCGCAGAGGCGGCCACGAGCGCUGGUGGUUCUGGCUCAUUACUUUACGCUUCUGGCGCUUCACCGCGAUUUUUGGUAUGUCGGGGAUGCUGGGUUCCGUGAGGUGAGGGCGAUAGCAGCCGAGGUGCCGGCUGAAUGGCAGGGCAUGUUAGCACAGCCAUUGGAGUUACUGGAGAAUCCUUCCUUGUUGUGCAAAAUACCAAGUUAUAGAUAG
Molecule: messenger RNA, 1301 nt
Organism: Trichoderma reesei QM6a
Lineage: Eukaryota; Fungi; Ascomycota; Sordariomycetes; Hypocreales; Hypocreaceae
Product: N-terminal fungal transcription regulatory domain-containing protein
Exons: 2
Coding region: 30-1301 (423 amino acids)
Biological process (GO): regulation of transcription by RNA polymerase II
Molecular function (GO): DNA-binding transcription activator activity, RNA polymerase II-specific; zinc ion binding
Source: RefSeq, a predicted model, not a curated record